ACUACAGAUAUGCUGAAGCUUACUUUGAACUGGGAAUGUUGGACAAGGCUAGAGAAAUAAAUCACAUUGGUAGACAAGCAUGUCAACGUACUGAGGAUAAACUGAACCUGAGACAGAUUGAUGAACAGAGAGAGCGCUUCAAGACAGAAAAGCAACGGCUUAGUCAUCUUGACAAAAACAUAUGGGCACAAAGGUCUCUGCCAGAUCUUGUCAGUGAUUCCAACGACAGUGACGGAGAGGAGGAUGGAGUGCCGGGUCUUAUUAAGUGACAGUGAUGACAACUACCCGCCUGUGAAGAGCACCAAGCUGAGACGGAAACAAGACUGUAGGAAGAAGCUCCUUGCCCCUUUCAACCAGACACUGCGAGAAGGCUCGGAUGCUCUAGAGAAAGGCCUGGCUGAAGUUGCUCGAGCUGCCUUCGAGAAGGCUGUAGAGAACUAUUCCUCUUCUAACUUCCUGCAAAAAGAUGUAACAGAAUGUAAAGUGCUUGUCCUGAAGUAUGCGUUGGGCAUCAGUGCUGUGGCAACUGGCAACUACACGCACAUCAUGGAAGCCAUUCAUAGAUUUGAAGAAAUCAGUAACUCUUCCAAAGUGAAAUUCCCUGCUAGCUACUAUGGUCUUGGCAAAGCUUACGUCACAUUAAACAGGUACACCGAGGCAACCGUCAGUGUCAACAGUGGAUUAUCGGCAGUGAAGAACGGAGUGCGGUGUGAUGUGGUUUGUUGGCCAGGCACAGAGAAGGUCAUCCCAGAAUCUAGAAAGGAGAAACUCGAGGCUUUACUCAAGGAACUCCUGCAGACAUGUAAACGUCCACCCACUCCAGAUGCUGUGUGUCGCCAUGGUAACUGUCUGGAGAAGGACCGAGAUGUUAUAUAUUUCUCAGAUCCAGAUUUUAAGGGGUUUGUCCGAGUGAACUGUCAUUCACUGUGUGUGGUAGAGUUUCACAUGACAUGCUGGAAGGCCUAUAAGGGUAAAGGGUCUGACAAGGAACAGCUGCAUACCUCCUGUCCAACACCAGACUGUAGUUCGUUAAUACAGAGAAUAUGUCUCUACAGGCAGCACUCUGAUCCUAAAAUUUAUAUAUCAGACAAACCAUUGCAAAAAUCUAAAAGUCAAAAGAAAUCGCAGAAACUCGAACUGUCAAGCGAAGACAAAAUAUCUCGUAAAGCGGAGAAGAAAGCACUUCGGAAGCAGAAGAGGAAAGAGGCUCGGGACGCUGAGGCGGAAAAGGAGCAGGGAGAAGAAGAGGAGGAAGAAACAGUUGAUUCCCUCUCUCUGGCACAGCAGGGUACAGUUCUUCAAGACGAGUCUGACCUAAAGCACCUUGCGAAGGCCAACGCAGUCUUGUACAAGAAGGAGGAAACGGAGGAGGCCAAUCUGUACAAGGGCAAGUCCAAGACGAGCAAACCAAAGAAGGAUAAGAAAAAGACGAAGCAGGUCCUUAAUGUGGAGGUUAAUUUCUCUGAUCGUAGAGAAGAACAGCUGCUUGGAGAACAUUCUGUAAUGAGUGACUCGGAUGAAGACAAAUAUGCUCCCAAAAUACCAAGGUCAACAUAUAAUACCGAGAACCCCUUUUCUGUGCCUCCAAAUUUACAUCAGAAGGUUCAGGAUUUUAAUUCAGUAUAUGACCAGUCUAUCAACCCCCAGAACAACAAACACAAUGAAGUGGCCAAUAACCUGUUUGUGUAUUUUGCGGAGCUGUUGGGAGAGCAUGGCCCACUGCAUGUGAAUGAUUCUCUGUUGACCAAGGAGCUAGAGGACUUUCCUGUGGAGGCACGGGAGGUGAUAGAUACUUACGGGGGUCUUCGUGGCUUCCUACAGCAGUCGCUUAAGUUCGGACUUAUAGACAAUUAUGUGUGUUUGUUGAAAGACGCUGUACACGUUCGGUCGUUGGCCAUGGCGCACAAGGCGGAGUAUCCCACCCUGAGUGGGAAACAGACCAUUCCAAGUGAUUCGAAAACUAAACCGCAGCCUGUGAAAAGUGUUUCCUCAUCGGAGAUAAAUAAUGUUUCUAAGAUGUCCCUGAACCCGGCUGCCCAGGAGUUCAAGCCCCAGCCUAGUACUGGUGUGUUUGUGGAACAGUGUGGUGAUAAGGAUCCCUUUGUGGUAAAUACUAUGAAUUCAUGUGAUUCUAUGCGUGUGAUAGAUCAUCUCGUGAAGACUUGUACAGCCCCACAGGCAAAACAAUCCACAUAUAAUUCGUUGGACGACUUCACUCUUCCCCCUCAGCCAAAUAGUAGCAAAAAUGCGGAAAAGACGCUUUUAGAAAACAUGGACGACAUAGACGAUUUUGAGUUGUGUGCUGAUGAUUUAGAGGAUGACAUAGAGACUACAAACAAAUUUUGUGAAGCUGAUUGGGGCAAGGAGAGUUGGGAGGGAGGAAGCGACAGUGUGUCUGAAGGUAUUUCUUUGGCAAAGAUUCGUGGUGUGGGUUCUAAAAUCUUGGAUUCAGCUCAUACACCCAGUAGUAUCAAAUCAGAUGAGCUUGACCCUAGCCGUUGUAGUUCAAGAUCGUCUCAUUCUGAGUUAGGCGAAUUUGAGCUUGGUUAUCGCACAGUUUCUCCAGCUCUACAGAGUCAAGGUUUCAAGUCGGCCUAUUCCAGGACCUCUAUACAGAAGGAUGUUUCAGCUGAUGUGUUUUCAACCAGUUCAUUUCACAGUUCCGACAUUCAGCAAGGCAACCUGGAGUUAAUGGAUACUAGCCGCAAAAAUUCAUUGGAUAAAAUGAUCAUUCCGCCACAUCCGUUUUUGAGUUCUUCGUCUAAAGAUGCUUUUGGUUCCUUUGAUUCCCAACCCAGCAGUUGUGAUAGUCCCUUGGCAAGUGCCAGUGGGGAUGCCCCAGAGAGUGUGACCAGCAUCUGGGGUAGUAGCCCCACCCCCAUCUUUCCCAAAGCCCCCACCUUCUCCCAGGAUAACGGUUUCAACACAUUCCAGGACAGACUUACCAACAAGGCCCAACAAGCUGUGUAUACCCCUUUCCCUAACCACUCGUCCUUACAGUCUCAGGACAAUACCAGUUCAACGUGGUCGUCAGCUGAUGGUCUGGAGCCUAGUACUGCUUCGAGUUUCGCAGCUUCAAAUACCCAGGAGUCGUAUUCGUUGUUUGGACUGGAGAAGAGUUCAGUGUUUUCUCAGGAUCACAACUGGCUGAAGCCCAAGUCAUUGGUGGACGUGCAGGUGCAGGCGACGUGUUGUGGCGUGUCGGUGUCGACCAACACGGAUCUGGAUAUGAACAGUUUGUUCCUUCACUACACAGCCAUGCAGGAGCAGCACACCCAGCUUGAGGCCACGCUGCACAAAGCGCAGGAGGAGAAGAUCAGUCUCACGGCUGCCACCAAACAGUUGAUGUUGGAGAAGAUGAAGACAAGCCAGGAGCAGCAGGUGUACAUCCAGCAGGUGGACCACCUCAAGCAGCAGGUGGUGGCCGUGCAGCAACUCAACCACAGCCUGGAAGAAAACCUGAAGCAGGAAAGCGUGAGAGCCGAGGAGUAUCAGAAGCAGAACGUGGACAACAGGGAGAUGUUCCACAAGGAGAAGGCAGACAUGGUGGCCAGUGUCGUAGAACUGCAGAAUAAAUAUGUGUCUCAGAAGGAACGAGCUAUUGCAGCGGAGCAAGAAUACCUCCAGCUGAAGAUGCAGGUUUCUCUACAGGGCUACAACGCCGCCAAACGUGAAGCAACAUUUCACCAACACCAUGUUCUCACCUACGUCCACAAAUACCAGGAGGAUAAACCGGACCUCCCUGCCAAGGUGAAGCAGAUCCUGUCACAUCUCACCGGCGUCAUCGACACGUGUGACUCCAGGAUUGCAGACAUCAAGACCCAGUGUGAGAAGAACAUCCAGCUGAUCAAGGAAGGCCAGAGUCUCAGUGACCUCCCACCCUUCUCUGCAGCGACAGCCCCUGUGCCCAUGCCGCCAGAGAUAGCGUCGAUGAUGUCACAGAUCUUCGGUACAGGGUCCAUCAACAGCUCCAAGCUCUCCAUGCGCCUGUCACCCACUGAAGUAGGCAGCAAGUCUUUACAAGUGUUCCAGCCCACUUCCAAAUCCUCCUCCUCCACAAAGACCAGCAAUGGUGGCGCCUCACAUACCUCGGUACCAGCGCCAGUCUCCCAGCAAACAAAGACCAGCAAUGGUGUCCACAAUGGCAGCCUGUUGCAGCCUAAACCUAUCCAGCCUCUUGGCUUUGGAGGGGGGCUGCAGGUGGCCCUCCCAAAACCUGUACGGGUUCCCAUGACGGCCGCCCAGAUUCAGGCAAGCCUGCUAAACAGCCCCUCUUUGCAGCAUCCCAUCCGAGGCAAGAUUGCUUCUCCGCAACAAAGCAAGAACAGCUUUGAGAAGUUGAUCGCCGCCUUGCAGAAUAUAUUCCCCAAUUAUAGCAAGCCGGAGUUUAUGGUUCUGAUUCGGGCGCUGUGCGAGUCCCGCGGCGGGUCACUGACAGGGAUGGGGUUGGACGACAUUGUGAAACACAUCACCAACACAGUGCUGGAGAGAGAAGGCACCUCCUUGGGUCUCAACACACAGACUCCCACUGCUCCCCCUCCAGGCCUCAACACCUCCUGGGGCCCUCAACUCAGCCCCAGUGUCAGUGGUGGCAGCAGGAACCGGCAGCUGGAGCUGUUCCUGGAUGAGGAGAACCCGUGCGCCAUUUGCCACGAUGAGCUGGAGGCGCAGGAGACACAAGACCUAGAGUGUGGACACACUUUCCAUGUGGAGUGUAUUCGGACGUGGUUUAAGGAACAGAGUACCUGCCCGAACUGCCGUGUGCAUGCCCUGCUACCAGACGAAUUCCCUACCCUCAAAUAAGGCAUGCCUUGUGAACAUAUAUUUUCAUAAAAGUUUUUUGUUA
This is a messenger RNA of Haliotis rubra (blacklip abalone), 4846 nucleotides long. RefSeq lists its product as uncharacterized. NCBI's taxonomy places the organism in Eukaryota, Metazoa, Mollusca, Gastropoda, Lepetellida, Haliotidae. The record is from RefSeq and is a predicted model, not a curated record. Gene Ontology annotation, molecular function: protein binding.